AUGAACCUGCUGUCUUCUUCCGUCGGUACUAUCGGCGCUUUCCUUAAUACGGAAAGACUGCGCAAGGUGACCGAGACAUCUCUUUGUGCAUCACUGAUUCACGGAUUUAAUAGCACUGCACAGUCGGAUUCUGAAUCUUCCGACUCUCCACCCACCACUUGUUCGAUAAAUCCCGAAGCCCUUCCUGAUCCUGAUGUAUUUCAUAUAUUUUCACGUAACUCCUUUGACAAUCCAAGAUUUGUAUCUUGCUUUCUGGACAUCUGCGUUACCCUGACCCAUCAUAACUGCCUCGGCCCUUUCCUAACCUCGCCGCAGUAUGAAGAAGCGUGCCAGUAUUUGAUACACAAGCUUAUCGCCAACGCAUUUGUGGAUACAGUUGUUAUCACUUCCCUGGACCAGAUUUUCAUGAUUUCCGAAGUCUUACAUAUCCAGGAUUCAUUCAAGAUACAUGCUUCUCUUUUGUCAACCCAGUUUGAGGAGACUGUCGUUGGGGUUCUCACUGCGAACGAGAGUUUCGAGUGGCCAGCGGAAUUAAACAGAUGGAGAUGUGUCUUCACAACAUUGACCAAUGCAAAAUCUCGUCUAAAGCCGUCCAAAUUCACUCCACUUGAACUGUCUUCCUUGGAUCGGUUGUAUGAAGUUUUCCUUCGCAAUCUCUCUUCUUUCCAGAGUUAUCUUGUU
Dicrocoelium dendriticum is the source of this 681-nucleotide messenger RNA. Lineage: Eukaryota; Metazoa; Platyhelminthes; Trematoda; Plagiorchiida; Dicrocoeliidae. The record is from the annotation of a GenBank genome assembly.